CUCCCUCUCUGAGCAGGAAUGUGAAACUACAGUCCAGUCAGUCUGCCGCACUUUUCUGCAGCACACAGGAGUGAAUAAUUUAUCUUUGCCUCGGUUGAAUAUAUUGAUGAGGAGGAAGUGAUUUGUGAAAGGAUUCUGCGGUCACUUUUUGGAUUUACAUUCUGGUCGAACGCAUUUCUUUUUCUUUUCCUCGGCUGAAGAAAAGUUUGCUUUGAGACCCAACACAGCUGGAGUCAGCAGAUGGAAAUAACCUCUCCGUGUACAGGGAGCGCACCGUAUGCCGGAGAACUCCCAACAUGGACCCGGAGUCACUGAGAAGGUGAAGACUGCUAGUGUUAAAUGCUGACCCCAAGGCUUCCCACAACACAGCGACUGCUCAUAAAACUGGUGUUAGUUCAGUGAGUGUGUGAAACAUUUGCAGACUAUUUACCAUGGCAUCUAGUCUGACAUGUACCGGUUUUAUCUGGGCCCUACUGUCCCUGCUGUGUGCUGCUGCCUCCUGCGUUGGCUUCUUCAUGCCCUACUGGCUGCUGGGGACACAGAUGGAAAAGCCUGUGUCCUUUGGCACCUUUCGGCGCUGCUCCUACCCAGUGAGGGAUGAGGAGAGGCAGGCCACGGUGAUGCUGGAGCAGUGUGGGCGCUACGCCUCUUUCAACGGCAUCCCCAGUCUGGAGUGGAGGAUCUGCACGGUGGUGACGGGUGUGGGAUGUGGCCUCCUCCUGCUGGUGGCACUCACAGCUCUCAUGGGCUGCUGCAUCUCAGACCUCAUCUCACGUACAAUUGGCCGCGUGGCCGGCGGCAUCCAGUUUGUUGGAGGUCUGCUCAUAGGAUCUGGCUGUGCACUCUAUCCAUUGGGAUGGGACAGCGAGGAAGUACAACAGACCUGCAACAACAGCUCAGACCAGUUUCAACUAGGUUCCUGCCAGAUCGGCUGGGCAUAUUACUGCACAGGGGCAGGGGCGGCAGCUGCCAUGCUGUUGUGCACCUGGCUGUCCUGUUUCGCAGGGAAGAAACAGAAGCAGUACCCGUACUGAAGACAGCAUCAGAGAGACGGGGACAGGCAGAGACCUCAGGCGGUACGAUGAAAGGGAGAGGACUCUGACUGUGGACUCCAAUACACCCACCAGUACAGCACAUCAGGCACCAAAGACACCAAGUCAUUAUGGUGCUCUGCACAUCAUGGGACACUAUUCAUCUGACAACUGCAGGGACUGUUUCAUAAUGCAGGACACACACACACAUGGCUUUGAAAACUGGUUCUCUUAAAAGGUGUUCUUAUAUGGACCAAUCCUAUUUGUAAAAUUGUCACAUGACUAUUUCUUUAACAAAAAGAGUAUUCUCUUUUUUUGUCUUCCUCCUCUUCAGUCAUUGAUGUUUAUGUGAUAGUGUGCCCUGUGAUGAAGAGAAAAGUAAUAUUGCUUCAUUGUUGUGAAGUGUUUCCUUUCCAUGUCUCAUCCUUGCCUUAAACACAAACUGAAAUGCAAUAAUCCCUAUAAAGUAAAGCAAUCCAAGACUGGCUGCCUGCUUCCUCAACUCAGCCUUUUCAGAUUCCAAAAGUCUAAGCAUAGUUUAUUUAACACAUUCAUAAGAUAUAUGUUGUGUAUGAUAAUGUAUUUUAUCAUAUUAGCACAUGUUUUGUAUUUACUCUUCAAAUUAUUCUUUGUCAUUAUUUUUGUUUUGUAAAUAAAUGUUUAUUGAAAUUCUG
Micropterus salmoides (largemouth bass) is the source of this 1705-nucleotide messenger RNA. Its product is annotated as LHFPL tetraspan subfamily member 6 protein. The transcript is spliced from 4 exons. Lineage: Eukaryota; Metazoa; Chordata; Actinopteri; Centrarchiformes; Centrarchidae. The coding region runs from base 432 to 1034 and encodes 200 amino acids. Gene Ontology annotation, cellular component: membrane. The record is from RefSeq and is a predicted model, not a curated record.